CGUUCCACAAUGCCCAGCCGUUCCGCUGCGCCCUGCACUGGCCACCGAGUUCCGAUUCCGGCCGUUGCGCUCUCAGAUUUCCACAGACACGACCCACGUCCAAUUGUGAGUUUUCGCUGCGCCGUGAAUCGCACUAAAGAGCAGGAAAAUAGUUAAUUUCCAACAGUUAAAUUGGAGACCCAAAAACAACGCCAAAAUGAUCGCCGCUGCAUUGGGUCAUCUGUAGAGUCGUCAUUGCAACAGCACCACCACCACCACCACCACCAUAAAAUGCAUCCCAUGCAUCCCGAAAACCACGCCAUCGCCCGGAGCACGAGCACCACUAACAACCCAUCUCGCAGUCGGAGCAGCAGGAUGUGGCUCCUGCCCGCCUGGCUGCUCCUCGUCCUGCUGGCCAGCACUGGCCUGCCAGCAGCCAGAGGCCAGUACCAGUCGCCGCGCAUCAUCGAGCAUCCCACGGAUCUGGUCGUGAAGAAGAAUGAGCCCGCCACGCUCAACUGCAAAGUGGAGGGCAAGCCGGAACCCACCAUCGAGUGGUUUAAGGAUGGCGAACCCGUCAACACCAACGAAAAGAAGUCGCACCGCGUCCAGUUCAAGGACGGCGCCCUCUUCUUCUACAGGACCAUGCAGGGCAAGAAGGAGCAGGACGGCGGCGAGUACUGGUGCGUGGCCAAGAACCGAGUGGGCCAGGCCGUUAGUCGUCAUGCCUCGCUCCAGAUAGCUGUUUUGCGCGACGAUUUUCGCGUGGAGCCCAAAGACACGCGAGUGGCCAAAGGCGAGACGGCGCUGCUGGAGUGUGGGCCGCCCAAAGGCAUUCCAGAGCCAACGCUCAUUUGGAUAAAGGACGGUGUUCCCUUGGACGACCUGAAAGCCAUGUCGUUUGGCGCCAGCUCGCGCGUUCGCAUUGUGGAUGGUGGCAACCUGCUGAUCAGCAAUGUGGAGCCCAUCGAUGAGGGCAACUACAAGUGCAUUGCCCAGAAUCUGGUGGGCACCCGCGAGAGCAGCUACGCCAAGCUGAUUGUCCAGGUCAAGCCCUACUUCAUGAAGGAGCCCAAGGAUCAGGUGAUGCUCUACGGCCAGACGGCCACUUUCCACUGCUCGGUGGGCGGUGAUCCACCGCCGAAAGUGCUGUGGAAGAAGGAGGAGGGCAAUAUUCCAGUGUCCAGAGCGCGAAUCCUGCACGACGAGAAAAGCCUGGAGAUAUCCAACAUUACGCCCACCGAUGAGGGCACCUACGUCUGCGAGGCACACAACAAUGUGGGUCAGAUCAGCGCCAGAGCUGCCCUAACAGUCCAUGCUCCGCCCAACUUUACGAAAAGACCCAGUAACAAGAAAGUGGGACUAAAUGGCGUUGUCCAACUGCCUUGCAUGGCCUCCGGAAAUCCCCCGCCGUCCGUUUUCUGGACCAAGGAAGGAGUGUCGACUCUCAUGUUCCCAAACAGCUCGCACGGAAGGCAGCAUGUGGCCGCCGAUGGAACCCUACAGAUUACGGAUGUGCGGCAGGAAGACGAGGGCUACUAUGUGUGUUCCGCAUUCAGUGUCGUCGACUCCUCCACGGUGCGUGUGUUCCUGCAAGUCAGCUCGGUGGACGAGCGUCCUCCUCCGAUCAUUCAAAUAGGUCCUGCCAAUCAGACACUGCCCAAAGGAUCAGUGGCAACAUUGCCCUGCCGCGCCACGGGAAAUCCCAGUCCCCGUAUCAAGUGGUUUCACAAUGGACAUGCCGUACAAGCGGGCAAUCGAAACAGCAUCAUCCAAGGCAGCUCACUGAGAGUCGAUGACCUUCAACUUAGUGACUCUGGUACCUACACCUGCACUGCAUCUGGCGAACGAGGAGAAACCUCCUGGGCAGCCACACUGACGGUCGAGAAACCCGGUUCUACGUCUCUUCACCGCGCAGCUGAUCCUAGCACUUAUCCUGCCCCUCCAGGCACACCCAAAGUCCUGAAUGUCAGCCGCACCAGCAUUAGUCUGCGUUGGGCCAAAAGCCAAGAGAAACCCGGAGCGGUGGGACCCAUUAUUGGAUAUACUGUAGAGUACUUCAGUCCGGAUCUGCAAACUGGUUGGAUUGUGGCUGCCCAUCGAGUGGGCGACACUCAAGUCACUAUCGAGGGGCUCUCUCCUGGCACUUCGUAUGUGUUCCUGGUUAGAGCUGAGAAUACUCAGGGCAUUUCGGUGCCCUCCGGCCUAUCAAAUACUAUUAAAACCAUUGAGGCGGACUUCGAUGCAGCUUCUGCCAAUGAUUUGUCAGCAGCUCGAACUUUGCUGACAGGAAAGUCUGUGGAGCUAAUAGAUGCAUCGGCUAUUAAUGCUAGUGCCGUGAGACUUGAGUGGAUGCUCCAUGUGAGCGCAGAUGAGAAAUACGUAGAGGGCCUGCGCAUACACUAUAAGGAUGCCAGUGUACCAUCCGCACAGUAUCACUCGAUCACUGUUAUGGAUGUCUCUGCAGAAUCGUUCGUGGUGGGAAACCUUAAGAAGUACACCAAGUAUGAGUUCUUCCUAACACCCUUCUUUGAGACCAUCGAAGGACAGCCCAGUAACUCCAAGACAGCCCUCACCUAUGAAGAUGUUCCCUCCGCACCACCGGAUAACAUUCAGAUUGGCAUGUACAACCAAACCGCCGGUUGGGUGCGUUGGACUCCGCCGCCCUCCCAGCACCACAAUGGCAAUCUGUAUGGCUACAAGAUUGAGGUCAGCGCCGGGAACACCAUGAAGGUGCUUGCCAAUAUGACGCUCAAUGCCACCACCACAUCUGUGCUCCUCAACAACCUAACCACCGGAGCUGUGUACAGUGUGAGGUUGAACUCCUUUACCAAGGCGGGAGAUGGACCUUAUUCCAAACCUAUAUCAUUGUUCAUGGACCCCACCCACCAUGUGCAUCCGCCACGAGCACAUCCUAGCGGCACCCAUGAUGGGCGUCACGAGGGACAGGAUCUCACGUACCACAACAAUGGCAACAUACCCCCCAGCGACAUUAACCCCACCACUCACAGAAAAACCACUGACUACCUAUCUGGACCCUGGCUAAUGGUGCUAGUCUGCAUCGUGCUCCUAGUCCUGGUUAUUUCGGCGGCUAUUUCGAUGGUCUACUUCAAGCGGAAGCAUCAAAUGACCAAGGAAUUGGGUCACUUGAGUGUGGUCAGCGACAACGAAAUAACCGCGUUGAAUAUCAAUAGCAAAGAGAGCCUGUGGAUAGACCAUCAUCGUGGCUGGCGAACAGCCGAUACUGACAAAGAUUCAGGACUGAGCGAAUCAAAGCUACUGUCCCACGUGAACAGCAGCCAAUCCAACUACAAUAACUCCGAUGGAGGAACCGAUUAUGCAGAAGUGGACACCCGUAACCUCACCACCUUCUACAACUGUCGCAAGAGCCCCGAUAACCCCACACCAUAUGCCACCACCAUGAUCAUUGGCACCUCUUCCAGUGAGACCUGCACCAAGACAACGUCUAUCAGCGCCGACAAGGACUCGGGAACUCAUUCGCCCUAUUCUGAUGCAUUUGCCGGUCAGGCGCCAGCAGUUCCUGUGGUCAAGUCCAACUAUCUGCAGUAUCCGGUUGAGCCCAUCAACUGGUCAGAGUUCCUACCCCCGCCGCCAGAACACCCGCCUCCGUCGUCUACCUAUGGAUACGCACAAGGAUCUCCCGAAUCUUCGCGGAAGAGCUCCAAAAGCGCCGGCUCGGGCAUUUCCACAAAUCAAAGUAUUCUGAACGCCUCUAUACACAGCAGCUCGUCGGGCGGCUUUUCCGCUUGGGGAGUUUCGCCCCAGUAUGCUGUUGCCUGUCCCCCGGAAAACGUUUACAGCAAUCCGCUGUCGGCGGUGGCUGGCGGCACCCAGAACCGCUAUCAGAUAACGCCGACCAACCAACAUCCGCCACAAUUACCGGCCUACUUUGCCACCACGGGCCCGGGAGGAGCUGUGCCACCCAGCCACCUGCCAUUUGCCACACAGCGUCAUGCAGCCAGCGAGUACCAGACUGGACUAAAUGCGACGCGCUGUGCCCAGAGCCGCGCGUGCAACAGCUGCGAUGCCUUGGCCACACCCUCGCCCAUGCAACCCCCACCGCCAGUGCCCGUGCCCGUACCCGAGGGCUGGUACCAGCCGGUGCAUCCCAACAGCCACCCGAUGCACCCGACCUCUUCCAACCACCAGAUCUACCAGUGCUCCUCCGAGUGCUCGGAUCACUCGAGGAGCUCGCAGAGUCACAAGCGGCAGCUGCAGCUCGAGGAGCACGGCAGCAGUGGCAGCAGCAAGCAACGCGGAGGACACCACCGUCGACGAGCACCGGCGGUGCAGCCGUGCCUGGAGAGCGAGAACGAGAACAUGCUGGCGGAGUACGAGCAGCGCCAGUACACCAGCGACUGCUGCAAUAGUUCGCGCGAAGGCGACACCUGCUCCUGCAGCGAGGGAUCCUGUCUCUACGCCGAGGCGGGCGAACCGGGGCCUCGCCAAAUGACUGCUAAGAACACCUAAGGACGAAGUAUUUGGGACUCCCCGAACAGGGGGGGGAUUAGUAUUAAAGAUAGCAUCUAGUCUAACUCUUCAUUCAUAUCGAACUGGAAAUCAGUCUAGGAACUGAGUGAACUCAAAGUUUCUGCAUCAGUUAUCGACUAGAAUAAUUGAUGCCAUGAGUCCACGUGCAACAUGCCUCUCCGGACAUGUUGCAGUGGAAUCAGCGGUACUACACUCAGAUACACAAAUCCACACUUGUCACAAUCAUGGGGGCAUUGUGCAGCUUUAGCAAUUACGAAUUUCCCAUUAUCACCUCUACCAGCGUAGAGACUCAUAGACAGGCACAAUGCCCCCCCCAUCCCCAUCCCCAUCCAUGCACCACAGAAAUGUUUUCCCCAAACGGAAAGGGGGAAACGAAAACCUUUGUACUUAAGAGACGCGAGUGCUGUACGAUAGAUAUUGCUUGACGAGCGCGAGGAGAUAGUAAUCACUAACAUAGCAGGGAUCAGUGUCCCAGCAGAACUUCAUUAAAAUACGUACUCAAAGGAACUUAUAGCAGAUGAUAAACCAGAUCAGGCCAUAGCAAGUACACACAGAUACGGUGACUCACGACGACGACGAAUGUAUGUAGUUAGAACCAAAGUACACCGUUUGUACAGCAUGUUUUGGGGCUUUCGAAUCGGAAUCGGUCCUAGUCAAUAGGCUUGAUAGCGAUACAAAUACGAUACUGAUACUGAUACUUGUAUGCAAACUCUUUCAUAUCUACGAUCACAAUCGAGCACUUGUCUCCGACUCGAACUCGAACUUGUGGAGUUUGAGGGCGACAAGUGAAACGGCAGUUGCAAUGUUUAAUGGUUAGUGCUUUUCUAUAACAAGGAAUAAUAUACUUCAUUGACCCAGUGAAUAUAUAUAUAUACAUACUAAACGACACACCACACUACUACUUACACACACCUACUAUACAUAGCAUUUAGACGAGUUGAGGAGCUGCACAUGGCCAGCAGAACCAACCCGAGUUGUCCGUUCCGUUGUCCUGUCCCUGUGCAGAUCCCUCCAUGACACAAUGUUUUCUACAAUCUUGCAUUUUGAAAAGUCUAAAAUGUACCUGUGAUAUAACCCCAUUAUACAUUAUACAUUAUGCAUUAUAUUAUUUUAAUAAUUUGUAUAUUUAUGGUUUCCUAAUUUCGAGUCGCGUUUUCUGUUCAUUCUGUUCGAGCAACGAGGAAUGUUUGUUAGAAAUCCCCACACAGACGGAUUUUUUUUUGGGCGCGUAUAUAGCAUAAUUUAGAUCUUAGGCACGUAACACAUUAGAAAUGCAAAAUGGAUAUAUCAUCAAAUCAAAUCGAAUCGAAUAGAAUCGGAGUCGAGGUGGAGAAGAGAAACGCUCGCAGAGUCCGACUCGCCCGAAGAGACCCAUCCACUAAACCCCGGAUCGUGAGUUGAAUGGGAAAAGAAAGAAGGGGUACGAGGUGGGACUAGAGUCAACGAAUCGUUUAAACAAUACUAAACACACAUAUGCAUUACACUUACCUAUAUAGAGAUCAUAUAGCACCUAGAACCGCGCAUGUAUCAAAUCAAAUCAAAAUAUGCUUUAGCAUACACUCACACACAUCCACUUCCUUGCUAGCCCAGAUCGCCCAGAUCGGCCAGAGCAUGUACAUAUAUAUAUUAUAUAUAUACAGCAUACUCCUAAUCCUAAUCCCAGUAUCGAAUCCAACUUGCUUGAGUUGAACUGCCCUUCCGUAGCCAUAUACAUAUAGAGAAAGCGAAGCAUAGUUGGGUCUGGGUUUUAAUAAUUAGCAUCUAGUUUCUAGCGUUGUGUAACGGGAGAGUAUUUUAAAGUCAUAGCGUAAACGAAUUUUAAGAACGAACCGAACCCCUUAACAAAAGCGGACAUUUAGUUUUUAGUGCGUAAUGCCAUGAACGAACUUUUUCAAAAGCAAAAAUAAUAACUGACAUUUACUUACGAUAUAAAUACUAUAUCUAGAUAUAUACAUAUAGCAUUUAAAAUUACAUAAACAAUAA
This is a messenger RNA of Drosophila teissieri, 6474 nucleotides long. It is a transcript of the gene robo1, whose product is annotated as protein sax-3. The transcript has 18 exons. Gene Ontology annotation, molecular function: axon guidance receptor activity; protein binding. Gene Ontology annotation, cellular component: neuron projection. Gene Ontology annotation, biological process: axon midline choice point recognition; axon guidance; Roundabout signaling pathway. Lineage: Eukaryota; Metazoa; Arthropoda; Insecta; Diptera; Drosophilidae. The record is from RefSeq and is a predicted model, not a curated record. Bases 271 to 4470 code for a protein of 1399 amino acids.